AUGAAUCCCAGAUACAAUUAUCCAAAGAGAUCUGUUUCUAGUAUGGAUAGAUAAUAAAUACUAAAAGCCUUAGGAAGUAAUCCAUCUGAUAAAGAUAUUGAAUAUAUGGCAUAAGAAUAUGAUCUUAAGUCACGUACAAUUAAGUCUUGGUUAAAGCAAAAAUAUUAAAAUUAAAUCAAAACCUCUGAAUCAGAUGAAGAUUUUUAAAGCAAUAGAAAAAAAACUAAAGCAGAUAAAGAUCUUCUUGAUUUCGAAAGAAAUUUUAAUUAAAACUCUGAUGUUUAUCACUAUGAAAUAACAAGCAUGGACCUCUUAAAAAAUGACAAAAUCUUGUAUUAAUAAGAGUCAGAAAAACCUUAAGUUAUUCCAUAAUAAAAGUUACAUUCAACUCCUUAAUAAAUUGUUAAACCCUUAAGUAGUAAUAAUUUUUUUACCAUGAAAAUUGAUAAACAAUAAUAAUAAUCAUAAAAAUUUUCACUAUAAAAUUUUGAUGCUCUAUUAUUAUUAUUAGAUUAAGAUGAUGAAAUACAUCAUUUGGUAUCCUUACUUAGAAAUUAAGAGAAAUAAAUUGAAGAAUUGAAAAAAACUCAAUCAGAGAUCCUAGAAUACAUGUGUUCACAUUUGACAAAGAAACCUAAAAAAAUUUGA
Messenger RNA from Paramecium pentaurelia, 648 nucleotides. The record is from the annotation of a GenBank genome assembly. Lineage: Eukaryota; Ciliophora; Oligohymenophorea; Peniculida; Parameciidae.